Bradysia coprophila is the source of this 3328-nucleotide messenger RNA. It is a transcript of the gene Rubicon, whose product is annotated as run domain Beclin-1-interacting and cysteine-rich domain-containing protein rubicon. Gene Ontology annotation, molecular function: phosphatidylinositol phosphate binding. Gene Ontology annotation, cellular component: intracellular membrane-bounded organelle. The record is from RefSeq and is a predicted model, not a curated record. NCBI's taxonomy places the organism in Eukaryota, Metazoa, Arthropoda, Insecta, Diptera, Sciaridae.
UCAAUGGAAACGUCAUAUAGCAGUGAGGAGUUAUCAAAUCAAAAAAAUGUUUGUUUUCGUGAAAUUUACAAAUCAAUCCAAUUGAAAAGGCAAAACAUUAAAAGUUUCUUUGCAAAUUGAACCGCAUGAACGACAUACGUUUUUCGUAAAUACUUGACAGAAUAAUGAACCAUUCGAUGCCAAUUGGAGAAUAGAUUACGCAAAAAGAAAGAUCGAACUUGGAAACAAUUUUUUUUGUUUGAUAAAAAUGCAAAACUAGAGAGUGAUGUUCAAAGUUGAAUUUAUUAUGCGAUAACCAUAAUAAACAAAAAUUCGUACAAUUUCUAUAGAAUUACGAUUUGGCUGAGUAAACGGAAUUUAUAUUUACAUUAGCUUUAACGAGCAGAGAGGUCAUGAAUCAUACGAAAUUCGCUCGUGCUCAACUCGAACAUAAACAACUUUUGUCAAAUUUGAAAUGCAUCGCCGAAACAUUUUUAAAUAGUAAAUUGGGCGAGUCGUGGAUUUAUUCUGGUGCAUUACUCCGUUUGCACACGUCAAUCGAACAGAUAUUCAUCAAUGGCAUUCGAGUGUUCAAACCAGAUGGUAUUACUCCCGAUACGUGGCGUUUCAUCGAAGGACUAAAUUGGCUAAAUCCGUCGAUGACCGUUUCCAUUGCCAAUCGAAGCUGUUCGCCCUCAAUUCACAUUCCCUAUGCUCGGAUCAAAAACGACAAGGCAUUGGCUUGGAUCUAUGAAAGUUUAGAAUCUCAUACAUUGUCGGAAAAGCUGAAAUGUCUAUUGACGGACAGUGAGCACAUUAACACGUGUUACGAAGUGACGGCGUUCCUUCAAAGCGAGAAGUACAUCGGAGCAUUUCUGUUGUGUUUGAAUGCCAUCGAAAAUAAUCAACCGAAUCUGUUGUCACAAAUCGACGGCACCUUGUACAAAUCGGAAAAGUCUCAACACAAAAGAUCAACGUCACAUCCCGAUUUUUCAUUUGUUCCACGGACGAAAGGCAAUCUCAAGGCGUCCAUCAAUUCUAUUACCACCACGCGAACCGUACAUUUUCAACACAGAAAAUCAUCACUCAGCCAUAGCCACAGCGUUACUGAUGGAAGUUCUAAGAUACGAAAAAGGAUCGCAAAAACCAAAGACAUUCAAUUAAUUAGCUUGAAAUUACGUCCCUGGUCGAGUUUGCCAGACGUUCAUAGCAAUAUACAGCCGCAGCGUAAACGAAGCACCACAAUGUCACAGCCGAUACACAUUCCAAACAUACGAUCAAAAAAUACAUCAAUGUCUGGUGCAGUGCGAAAAGUACCUUCAUUCACAUACAAACAGAAUGCAAGCGAUUCGGGAUCAGCAGAACGAAACAAUUGCAACUCGUUGGCAACACUCAGCCCAAGCGGGGGCAGCAGCCAAAUGAGUAACGAACUGAUACCGAUUUCAUUAGUCAAAUGUGAUGACAUUAAAAUUCAUGUGGACAGAAAGUUCAGACCGAAGGAGCCACGUACUUCCAAUAAAAAAGCGUCGCAUCUCAAAUCAGAGGACUUUUCGUAUUCAUCGAAUGACGAAGCAUCGCAUAGCGGAUACUUCAUUGGAAAUGAAAAUCUACUCAGCAUUAUGAUUCAUCCCGAUAAACCGGAAUCGCUGACCAUGUACUCUGGCUUUGGUGGUCCGGGCUCAGCUCCUGCCGAUUUCGUCAACGAAUUUAUACCGCGAGAGGGUGAGAAAAUUCAAAACCGAUACGGCAAACCGACAAUGGCAGACUUUGGUCAAGAAUGUUCGCCGAUCGGAUCACAGCAGCGACCCAAGCAAGGCCAAAGUUUGACGUCAUUUCUGCAAGCGGCCCAAUUUUAUCGGGCCAACACGGAAUUGGAACGGGAAAAUGCUCACUUCAGUGUUUCCGAAGCGAUGAUAUCGGCCAUCGAACAAAUCAAAUGGCAACGAUUCCAGGAAACCAAACAACAAUCGAUUGAAGACGUCGAAGCGAUUCAUCGGAAGCUGAAAAAUCGCGGACAGUACACUCGUUGUGCAAGUAGUACAAAAGCAAAAUCUGUUGAAUCGGGAUCGUCCUCGUCAUCCGAUGGAAGUUCAGGGGAUUUGGGAUAUUCAGCCAAUGAUUCUACCGCGAAUCUCAGACAAUCUCAGAACCUGUCUACAUCCACCCAGAGCAUGAACGAUCACAAAGCGUACGCUGAAUGGGGCGACAACCUGUCGGCCGAAAGUGUAGCAUUAAGCCUAAUAUCGAAAUUUAACGACAAACAAUUGCCAAAAGCUUCUGACCUGAUGUGGCUGGUAUCGGAACAGGAUGCACCGCAAAUGAUGUUACCGAUGCCUGGUAGCUGGACCGUAAGUCCAGACGAAAUUUACAAAAUUCCAUUCACUCGAGGCACACGCGAUUGGGCACCACCUAGAGCACAAAUUAUAUUCACGCGACAUCCACAACCGGAUCGCAAAAAAUUGUUGUACAAACAAAAUCAGAAAUGUGCCGGAUGUGGCAUGAGAGUGGCUGCAGCGUUUUCGCAUCGUUUCCGGUAUUGUGAGUACAUUGGGAAAUAUCAUUGCAGUGGAUGCCACAGAAAUCAAAUAUCUGUCAUACCAGCUCGUGUUUUGGAUAGAUGGGACUUCACACUACAUCCAGUUAGCGUCUUCUCCUAUCGAUUACUGGACCAGAUUUGGACGUUUCCGGUGUUUCGCGUUUCCGAUUUGAACCCAGAACUGUACGAAAAAGUUCGAAUCCUACGAUUUGCGAAACUGCGACGCGUCCAUUUGAAAUUCGUCAUGGACUUCAUUACGUCGUGUCGUUUCGCUGAUGACUCGCUCAGACUAUUUGAUGGAACCGAAAAGUAUUUGACCAAUGACACGGAUCUAUGGUCGAUGACUGAUUUUGUAGCCGUUCGUAACGGAUCAUUUUUGAAGAAUAUUUCGACCAUAAUAGCCAAAUGUGAUGAACACAUCAGAGAAUGUGAACUGUGCACUGCCCGCGGUUUUAUCUGCGAACUCUGUCCGCAGAAACAAGUGAUUUUUCCGUGGCAACCGAAAGUGCGGCGUUGCAACGAAUGCGGAGCCUGUUGCCAUGAGAACUGUUGGCAAAAUGAUUGCAACAAAUGCCAGCGACUGAAAAAGCGCCAACAAUCGUCGGGAGCGCGGAAAAUUUAAUUUGAUGCGAGAAGCGGGUGAUAUUGUGAUAUUUUUAUAAUUGACACGACGACGACGACGUGGGGCGGCAGUAUUGUUUGUUUGUAUUAGAGAAAAAAAAGAAGAACAGAGGAACCGAAUAUGCCUUGUAGGUCUAUAAUGAUUUCGAUUUUUAACGAAAACGAAACAAAAAUAAAUUAUUUACAAAUGAA